Suncus etruscus (white-toothed pygmy shrew) is the source of this 1130-nucleotide messenger RNA. Its product is annotated as transcription elongation factor A protein-like 8. The transcript has 3 exons. The coding region runs from base 1 to 615 and encodes 204 amino acids. The record is from RefSeq and is a predicted model, not a curated record. NCBI's taxonomy places the organism in Eukaryota, Metazoa, Chordata, Mammalia, Eulipotyphla, Soricidae.
AUGAGAACGCAGCUCGAGUCUUCUCAGGUCUGUCUCCAGCCGGGCUCGGUCUUAGGGGUUCUGGGAUCGAGGAGGCAGCGGGCAGCAGCUUCAGGGACGUGGCAUCUGCUUGGGAAACGUCGCCAAAGUCGCCUUUUGGGUGCAGGUACUACUAACUCGCUGGCUUACUGGACCUCUUGUGUUCGUUCUUCUGCAGGACUCUUGGUUCUUUGGGAGCGCCCCACGUCGAAGAAGGGCAGAGGGAGGCAAAUUCCCUGCUCCUUUCCGAAUUCAUUCAUUCAAGAAGGAAAUUUAAGAACACAGAACAUGCCCGAGGCUGAGGAAGAUCGUCCUUUGGUUUAUGCACCCCCGGAGGAGCAAGGAAAUUCUCUACCUUCCCAAGGUGUCACCCAGGAAGCAGAAGGAAGCAUAACUGGACAGCCUACCCAACCCGGCCAGGGAUUUCAAGAGAAUGCCCCCGCCAGGCAUUUGGACCCUGAAGAAAUCAUAAGAGGGGUAGAUGAGUUGGAGAGGCUUAGGGAAGAAAUAAGAAGAGUGAGAAACAAGUUUGUGAUGAUGCAGUGGAAGCAAAGACAUUCACGCAGCCGUCCUUAUCCUGUAUGCUUUAGGCCUUGAAUUCUUUUCUGUCUGAUUCUAAAAGUUGGCUCCUGAUUUCUUUCUGUUAGCCUUUUCUUCUGUACUUUGAGCCAUCUUUUUCUUUCAGGAAUAUGGUAGGAUCUUGUGUAAGGUAGUUCUCUUUUUACCAGCAUCUCAUUGGAUUUUUGUCUCAUUUCCAAUUAGGAAGUUUCACACGGAUGCUCGAAAAUAUGUACAUUUCAUGUCAUAAAAUAGAAUACCAGGUUAUAAAGCAGCAUAUGUAGUCUGAGCUCACGUUGGAUAAAAUUCCUAAUUGUGUGUGUGCACAUGUGUGAAUGUGUAUACAUGCACAGAUACAUAUACUGAAAAACAACUAUGUGUGGUGUAUUUUUUUCUCUUUGCCUAUCUGUAUAUUUCAGUGGUCACAGCACACCACAAUGAGUUAAAGACUUGGAGCUUAGAAGGACAACAGGGGCACCUAAACUCUGAAAAUUGUAAACCUCAUAUUAACUCUGGAUUGCUCAACCAGGGGAAUAAAACUGGCAAUUAUCACU